Molecule: messenger RNA, 1803 nt
Organism: Malaya genurostris
Lineage: Eukaryota; Metazoa; Arthropoda; Insecta; Diptera; Culicidae
Product: UDP-glucosyltransferase 2-like
Exons: 2
Coding region: 150-1700 (516 amino acids)
Molecular function (GO): UDP-glycosyltransferase activity
Source: RefSeq, a predicted model, not a curated record
UCGAUGAAACUUUGUAUAUGUUGCACAGGUUUUUCGUAUUUCACCGUCCACAAAGCUCUGCUGGAUGAAACAGAAGAUUCGAUGGCAGAAUUCUCUCAACCAGUUGCUCUUUGAAUUCGGACCAAAACGUUCGUCAUUGCUGCGCAAUAAUGGCGUUAUCAUUUUUUACGGUUGUUGUUGGCCUUGUUUGUCCCGUGAUUCUCGCUGGAGUAGCCGAGUCCAGUCGAAUACUUUGCAUCGAUCCCAGUAUCGGUAAAUCGCACGUACUUGUCACACAAACCCUGCUGCGAGGGUUAGCCGAACGUGGCCAUGAGAUUACGUUGGUCAGUUCUUUUAAAAUGUCGAAGCCGGUGGCAAAUUUCCGAGAAAUAGUGGUCCCUAUGAAGGAUGAUUUUUCCAGCAAGCAGAUGAAGAAAUUUCUCGAGAAACCACCGAACAUGCUGGUGGAAUUUCCUAACUUUAUGAAACGAGUUCUUGUUUUAGCCAACGAAACCGUAAACUACCCGGAAGUUGUAGCACUGAAGGAGGAGAAAUUUGAUCUCGUCAUCGUGGGAUUGUUUAUAGCGGACUUCGUUCUCGGUUUCGGUCCGCACUUUGGCGCUCCGACGGUAGUCCUCUGGACCGGUGCAAUAUCCAAAAUGUCGGCCGAUUUGGUAGGAAAUCCGAGGGAGAUUGCUGCCGGCCAAACCCCGUUCCUAGGUCAGUUGGAUAGUACGAAAUUUUCGUCACGAUUCAAAAAUUUCCUGAUUGCCGGUGUGGAGAAUGUUAUGGUAACCUUUGCGAUGUACAAACAAAAACCGUAUUACGAUUGGAAUUUCCCUUCGGAUCGCUAUCCGAGCUACGAAGAUGUGAGGAAAAAUGUGUCUCUGCUCUUACUGAAUAGUCAUUUCACACAUGCCGGUCCAAGGCCGUAUCUUCAGAACGCUGUUGAAGUGGGAGGAUUACAGAUUAAACAAAAGCCGGAUCCACUACCGAAGGACAUCCAGGAUUGGUUGGACGGCGCAGACCAUGGAGCUAUUUAUUUUUGCUUGGGAUCCAAUCUCAAAUCGACUGAUCUGCCUGCACACAAAAUGGAGAUUUUCGUCAAAAGUUUGGGCAAACUGAAGCAACGGAUUCUGUGGAAGUGGGAAGCGGAAAGUUUGCCGAACCAACCGACUAAUGUUAUGACGAAAAGUUGGCUUCCACAGGAUGAUGUUUUAGCACAUAAAAAUGUAGUGCUCUUCAUAACUCACGGAGGUCUAGGUGGUAUAGCAGAAGCCCGGUUUCAUGGAGUCCCAAUAUUGGGUAUUCCGAUUUUCGCCGAGCAAUCCGGAAACGUAGCAACCGUGGUCCGUGAAGGGUGGGGACUGGAGGUGAAAUACGAAACGCUUAGUGAGGCGACAUUGAGUAAAUUGGUAAACGAGGUCCUGACCAAUUCGUCGUAUCGUCAGAAAGCUAAAGAAAUUUCCACCCUUUAUCGGGAUCGACCUCAGACUGCAAUGGAAACGGCUUGCUAUUGGGUCGAGUACGUGAUUCGCCACAAGGGAGCUCCCCACAUGCACUACCAGGGAGCGGAUCUUAACUUUUUCCAGUUGUAUAUGUUGGAUGUCAUAGCCGUGAUUUUAUGUGCUUUUUAUUCAGCAAUUAAAAUUUUUAAGAUAGUUUACGCCGGAAUCGUGAAACUAGUUGGUAAAAAGCAGACAAAACGAAAACUUCACUAGAUUUUAUUUGAUAUUCUUCAGGGUGAACAGUAUUGAUAACAUGUAAUCGUGUUCCCUUAAAAAGAAUCCAACAGGAUCAUUCGCAUCUAUUAUUUUAUUCAAU